UGAGUAAAAUAAUAAUUGUUUUGACAAGAACCUUUAAUUGAAAUAAAAUGUAUAUCACAGCUAAGAGAUAUAUAUAUGCAUAGGGUCCAUGAAAUUGAUGCCAAAUCCGAACUCAACUAAAAAUUAAAAAUUUGCUCUCUAUAUCGAUACAUCGAUAAUGCUGUUACCAAUUCUCAAGGCAAAUGAACAGUUCUACUUAAUGGACAAGGAGAGGAAAGCCUACGAUGCGCUUUUACAAACAGUAAAUAAUCGAGCGCAAUGCUCCUCUGCUGCGGAGGUAUGCCUUUAUCAGCGUCAACUGCAGUUCCUGCGCAACAUCGAAAGCCAGACGUCCACAGGGCCAUAUGGCGCGAGCACGGCGGCGCAGCUUGCACAUCUGUUGGCAGAAGAGGCGCUAGCGGAAGGUGGGCAUGGCGAUGACUCAGUUAAUCUUGGCGCAUGGCUGGUCUGGUUGAACGAGCUACUCGUGAACCGUAAACAGCAGCUCGGCGAGACUCAACCGAUUCUUGAGUGGCUACUGCAGCGUGUGGAGCAACAAUGUACAGUGGAGCAGCAAUGUACAGUGGGUGCACUGCGCUGCCUGCUUGCGCUACUGGAAUCACUGCCAGUGGCCGGAGCGCUCAAGUACUUUCCACGCUUCGUAGCCAUUCCAUUGCCACACAGCUUGGAGGCGGCGUUACUUUUGGUUCUCUGCCAAGAUAGGCUGUUCAGCACAUUUUGUACGCCAAAUGCCGAACUGCAAGCGAAAGAGUUGCAGCAGAGCAGCCAACUGGCCAAUUCACUGGUGCAGAUGCUCUACGAUGGAUGCUGGGCAGCGAUGGCAACAGUCGACACGCAUACGCAGCAGGAGGAAGAGCGGCUCACAAUGCUACUGGUGCACUCACUGCAGCUACUGCAGAAGAUAGCAACCCACCAUGCGGACUAUGCCAUACAGUAUGCGCCGGAACUGUUAGGUCUUGCUCUGGCCAACGUCCGAUACAGAGUUGGUGGGGAGAAUGUAAAGACAAUAUAUCAAUUGCCCCAUCGAGUGCAUCCGGCCCAGCAAUCGGCAAUCUAUGGACCUGACGAUGUGGACGUGGAAUCGACUGCUGGUAAUCAGAACACAGCUACAGCAGCUGCCGGCAGACGUGUAAAGUCGCGCAAGAUGCGUUCGCUGACCAAGCAACGUAACAAUGGCAGCCUACAGGAAGGCAAAACCAGCAGCAGCAGCAUCGCAACAGGACAUGGAAAUCGGAUGCAGCUAAUAGUGCUAGAAAACAGUGAUUAUGGCUACCGUACACCGAGCGGUGACUCCGAGGGUGGCUGCACGCCCACCUCAGAUGGCGCCGGACAACAGGUGGUGGGCCUGAAGCAGCAGCGCCAGCGUCAAGUGAAGCUACGCAUCGCAGCUCUGCUACUGAUGGGCGCGGUGACCAAGCAACUUCCCCGACGCACACUCUAUGGCUACUGGCACGUGCUCUUUCCGAGUGGCGGCGAUGGCGCAGCUGGCGCACGGGAGAACAAAGAUCACCUGCUGUACAUUGGUGCCAGUGAUGGCAACGUGCGCUGCCGAGCGCUGGCGCUGCAGCUGGCAGCACAACUGCUGUACGGCUCCAAGCCGUAUCUUAGCCAGGCAAGCUGCGCCCUGGCGCCUACCAACUACACACCGUUCGCGAUGAGCCUGGCCAACAGCGUCAUGGAGGCGUAUCGCCAGCUAGCAAGCAUAUUGGAGCGUGAAUAUGUGACGCCGGUGCUGACGCAGUGCCUCAAGUGUCUGGCGGUCCUUGUGCAAGCGACUUCUUUCGAGCAGCUACAAAUGGGCAUCGUCUAUGAGUUUGUGCCCCACGUAAAAAUGUUAACGCGUCAUGUGGACACCAGCGUUAAGGUGUCCGCAUUGCUGGUCAUGGAAAUGCUUGUGGCAACGCCACGCCUAACCCAGGAAAUGGCCUGUGCUGUGGGUCUGCCUCUGAAGGAGCGUCGCAAUGUCAACACGUUGCACACAUCGCCGCGUCAUAAUGCUCACCAGGAUCAGGUGCAUCAAUUUCAAUUGCUUUACGACUCCGACGAAGAGGAGGUGGAGAAUGAGCAGGAAGAGAAGGAGGCAGCACAGGAGGCGGAGGAGGAAGAGGACAGCUCGCCUGUGGUGGCAAAACCAGCAGCUGAGCAAACGCGCAUUGCUUUGCCUUCGGGCCGCAUUCCCCGCAACUCGUGGCUGUUGCGACUGGUGCUGCGCUAUCUGGACUGUCCGACGAGCGCGUCGCCACUGCGUGUCGAAUGUCUGCAGGUACUGCUGGCCAUGACCACACAUUUUGGCCUGUUGCGUGAACAUCUAGCGCGUCUGGCCGAUGUGCUGUGCAAUGCCUUGCAGGAUAGCUCGUGGGAUGUACGUCUUUAUGCGGCACGCACCUUGGACGCCAUUGGCUUCCAAAUGGCGCGCCUUGCCUUGGAGCAAACGGAGCCCAGGCCCGAAUUACAGCAGCAGCACUUGAACUUUUGGUUACGCAUGCUGCCUGCGAUAUAUAACGCCUACUCUAAUGCCGAGACGGCCACCCUGCGAUGCUCCUUAUGCGAUGCGCUGUCUAACAUGGGUGGCUACAGCUUCGAGCGCUUGCCCCAGGCGCAGCGUACUGGACUACUGGCCUUCCUAUUGGGCUGCAGCAGCGACGAUGCCGCGGAUAGUCUGGUGCGAGCAGCGGCUGUGCGGGCGCUAGCCGUUUAUGUGCUGCAUCCGACGAUGCGGGAUGAUCUGGUAUUUGUAGAGCAUGCAGCAGAGCUAGCGUUGCUCCUCGUUGGCGACGCUCAGCUAGCCGUACGGAUCAAGGCUGCCUGGGCGCUGGGCAACAUAAGCGAUGCACUUGUAACGCCGGAACAGGAAGCACAUGAGAAGGAACGCAUCUCGCAGGUACUGCUUGGACGCCUAAUCGAAGCCGCUGUCCUUGCAUGCGGCGACCAUGACAAGGUGCGCGCCAAUGGUGUUCGCGCUUUGGGCAAUCUCUUGCGUCUGCUGUCCGGCGAAGAGCACGCACUCAUGCAGCGGGCCAUGGGCAGGCUGCUUGAUUGUGUGCGCGCUGCAGGUAGCGCCAAAGUCAAGUGGAAUGCCUGCUAUGCCAUUGGCAACCUGGUCCGCAAUCGUGCAAUGUUCGCCACAAGCGCCAGCUUGGCGGGCACACUGUUCGCAGCGCUCAGCCAGCUGAUUGUGCAGCACGCGAACUUUAAGGUGCGCAUCAAUGCCACUGCCGUGCUGCUACAGAUCGAACACAGAGCGGACAUGGGCGCGCACUAUGCUACCAUGUGGCGCUCGUUAUUGGCGGCCAUUGAACGCUCCAAUGCAUUGGACACCUUCGAGGAGUAUAACCAUCGUGACGGACUCCAGCAGCAGCUCUGCCUAGCCAUGGCCCAUAUGAUGGAACGUGCGCGUGCCGACGAUCUGUCGCCCUGUCGCGAUGCCCUCGAAUCACAUCUGGAUGUGGUCAGCAGCACCUGGCGGCGCGUUGCCUAUCGCAUUGUGCCCGAGCAGGCGACACCGCUCUUCACCUGCAGUUCAUUGCUGCAGAAGCGCCUGGGUGCCGCUGCCCUCACAGCCGACCAGCGAAGCGCACUCACGUUCAUCACUGGCGCCCUGCGCCUGCAGGGCUAACUCCACUACCAAUUAAUUGUAUUACCAAUGCAUGACUUUUUUACGUAACAUAAAUAACAAAUCAUUUUUCACCAAUAAACUUAAUGCAAGCAAAU
This is a messenger RNA of Drosophila hydei, 3711 nucleotides long. RefSeq names its product HEAT repeat-containing protein 6. Gene Ontology annotation, molecular function: protein binding. Lineage: Eukaryota; Metazoa; Arthropoda; Insecta; Diptera; Drosophilidae. The transcript has a single exon. Bases 158 to 3616 code for a protein of 1152 amino acids. The record is from RefSeq and is a predicted model, not a curated record.